Messenger RNA from Orbilia oligospora ATCC 24927, 885 nucleotides. RefSeq lists its product as uncharacterized. Gene Ontology annotation, molecular function: peroxidase activity. The record is from RefSeq and is a predicted model, not a curated record. Lineage: Eukaryota; Fungi; Ascomycota; Orbiliomycetes; Orbiliales; Orbiliaceae. Bases 1 to 885 code for a protein of 294 amino acids. The transcript has a single exon.
AUGGCGGACGUUCAAACCCCGACUACUUUGAAACGAGGUGAAUGGAAGCACCCCGAAAUCACAGAUUCGCGAGGGCCCUGCCCUAUCAUCAACUCCCUCGCAAAUCAUGGGUUUAUCGCAAGAGAUGGCCGCAAUAUUACUGCUGACGAGAUCAUGAAAGCAUUUCAAGAAGAGCUCGGAUUGGGUCUAGACGUGGCAUUUGGCCUUACAAAACCACCAUUUACACUUCAUACUCAAGAAGAUGAAAGUGAAGGGAGUACAGAAAGGGUAGAAACACCACCGGGUUACUUCCACGGAUUCUUUAACAAACUCCCCGGACUUCCGACCAUAAAUUCCGAAUCUAGAAUCGGUUUGAGGAACCCAGGCCAAGUCAACGAAAAGGGCGAGCCAGUGCUCAAUCUCGAUCAGUUAAAACGCCACGGUGCUGUAGAGCAUGAUGUAUCGCUCGUCCGAAGAGACUUUGCACAGGGAGACAAUACAACCAUUCAACCGGACCUCCUGCAUGAUCUCCUCGCUUCUGCUUCUGAUAGCGGGAACGGGGGAAAGAUAUUUACUAUCCAGGAUUUCGCCCAAUUUCGAAAUAGACGCCUAGAGCAGCAAAAGAGAGAGAAUCCGAAAGUCAACUUCGGCCUCCGCGAGGCGAUUCUAGCCUUCGGAGAGGUUGCCCUUGUCAUGUCCGUCUGGGGUGCGAAGUCUGUCACGGAGUAUGACAGAGUCCCGUUCGAGUAUAUUAAGGCGAUAUUUGAAGAGGAAAGAUUCCCAUAUCGAGAGGGAUGGGUAAAACGGAACGUCCCACUUACGCUGCCAGAGCUUAUUGCGAACUCAACUUAUCUCCAAGCCUCCGCUUUGUAUGACUAUACCAUCGGUAGAUUUUGGAAUCGCUAG